AUGCACCCGAGCGGCUGGGUGUCUGUGAUGCUGCUCCUGGUGUUCACGCUGCAUCUAAUGGGGCUCCCCCGGCCUCUUUCAGGGAGCCCCCUGGCGGUGACGGAGCCGCCUCCCGAAGUCUUGAAGCUCGACCUCCGCACCGAUGUCAAGGUGCAGGAGGUGAGCCUGGCUUUCCUCUCUAUUACCAUCGACGCCAGCCUGGUUACCGAUCCCAGGUACAUCACCUUCCUGGGUUCCCAAAGACUUCGAACCUUAGCCAGAGGCUUAUCUCCAGCCUACUUGAGAUUUGGUGGCACCAAGACUGACUUCCUGGUCUUUGAUCCUAAGAAAGAAUCAACAUUUGAGGAAAGAAGUUACUGGGAAGCUCAAGUCAACCCAGAUACUUGCAGCUUGGGUCCCAUCCCUUCUGCUGUGAAGGGGCAACUGGAAUUGGAAUGGCCCAUCCAGGAGGUGCUACUACUCAAAGAACAACAUCAGAACACGUUCAAGAAUGGCACAUUCACAAAAAGCACGGUGGAUAUGCUGUACAGCUUUGCCAAGUGUUCAGGACUGGACCUGAUCUUUGGCAUCAAUGCCUUAACAAGGAAAAGUAAUUUGCAAUGGGACAGCUCAAAUGCCAAAUUGUUCUUGGAUUAUUGUGCCUCUCAGAAGUAUGACAUUUUCUGGGAACUUGGCAAUGAACCCAACAGUUUCAGGAAGAAAUCUGGCAUUUAUAUUAAUGGGUCCCAACUAGGAAAAGACUUUAUUAAGUUUCAUUCACUUCUAAAAACAUAUGAUUUAAAAAAUACAAAACUCUUUGGACCCGAUAUUAGUCAGCUUCGGAAGAACAAUGAGAAGAUGCUAAGAAGCUUCCUGAAUGUCGGAGGAGGAGUAAUUGAUGCAAUCACCUGGCAUCACUACUAUAUGGAUGGACGAAUUGCUACCCAAGAGGAUUUUUUAAAUCCUGAAGUGUUGGAUACAUUUGUUAUCACUGUACAAAAAGUUUUUCAGGUCGUGAACGAGACCAGGCCUGGCAAGAAGGUUUGGUUGGGAGAAACAAGCUCAGCUUAUGGAGGGGGGGCUCCCAACCUGUCUGACACUUAUACUGCUGGUUUCAUGUGGUUGGACAAAUUAGGUCUGUCAGCUAAAAUGGGUAUUGAGGUGGUAAUGAGACAAGUGUUCUUUGGAGCUGGAAAUUAUCACUUAGUCGAUGAAAACUUUGAUCCCUUGCCUGAUUAUUGGCUGUCACUUCUCUUCAAACAACUGGUUGGUACCAAAGUGUUAACGGCUAGUGUGAAAAGUCCAGACAAAGAGAAACUUCGAUUAUACCUCCAUUGUACAAACAACAACCAUCCAAAGUACAAAGAAGGAGAUUUGACGUUGUACGCCCUAAAUCUGCACAAUGACACCAAAUAUCUACAGUUACCUACUCAUUUAAGUGGUAAACGUGUGGAAAAAUACAUCUUGCAACCUUCUGGAAAUCUACUUUCUCAAUCUGUGAAACUGAAUGGCUACAUUCUCAAGAUGGUGGAUGAUGAAACAUUGCCAGAACUUUUUGGCAAACCCCUCUGCCUUGGCUGUCCAUUGACUUUGCCACCUUUAUCAUAUGGAUUUUUUGUUAUACUAAAUGCUAAAGUUGUCACUUGCAUCUAAAAGGUGAAGGCUGAUCAAUUUAAUCCUAUGGAUGAAGUUCAGGAGCAUUAUGAGGUCAGGCAAAUAUAUCAUCACAUAUCAUUAAGGAAAGCUUCCAAGCAACAAAGACUGGGUCUGAGUGAAUAACAUGUCAAAGAGCCUAAAUUUUGUGAGUG
Molecule: messenger RNA, 1787 nt
Organism: Trichosurus vulpecula (common brushtail)
Lineage: Eukaryota; Metazoa; Chordata; Mammalia; Diprotodontia; Phalangeridae
Gene: HPSE
Product: heparanase
Exons: 12
Coding region: 1-1632 (543 amino acids)
Cellular component (GO): extracellular matrix; membrane
Molecular function (GO): hydrolase activity, acting on glycosyl bonds
Source: RefSeq, a predicted model, not a curated record